CAAAGUAGCGGAGAUCAGAGGGGGCCUGCGUUGGCCCAUCCAUGUCUAUGGUAUGAUCGCCGCGCGCGACAUCGUCGACAGAAACCGCAACAUCAUCUUCGACCGCUCCAGGGAUCACUGCCAAACCCUCACCAAAGAGGAUUCGUGCUUGGUAAUGACAGGUCCUACCCGUCCUAUUGUUAUGUUGGGUGCCGCAACCUUUGAGAUUGCGCUAAAAGUGAAGGAAGGCAGCACUGAGUCUAGGGAUAAAGUAUUAAGCUUCUUGGCGGUUCCUCAUGACAAUGUUAGCUAUUUGGAGCUUUCCUGCGCAACAGAUAGGAAAUACAUCAGCAAGCUUAGCACACUGGAGUUUACAAUGAGUCAAAUUGCUCGCUCCCUGGAGGCGACAAUCAGCGUGCAAAUGGUCGAUGGGUCGUCAUGGCCACACGGUGUCCGAGGUGAAUUUUCCGCCUGUACCACCAGUAUGGCCGACAGGAAAGUAGUUUUACUCGAUUCUGGAAGCGAGAAGGAUGUGGAGGUUGGUGCAGAUGGCAUGAUCCAGCUAUCUAGGCGUGUCGCUUCCGUCGAAUUCACCGGAGAGCUGAAGGUUUGUGUGGAUGCAUGGUGGCAAGGCGAGAUGAAACCCAAGAAAGCCUGGAAGGUUUUCAAGCCCAAGAAAGCUGGUAGGAACUAUGGCACCUUCAAUCUUGUCGGCAUGUGUAAGAUGAAAGUCACCGUUGCCUGGUCGCUUCUUUCCUACUAUCCGGUUAACCGCCCCAAUAGUCCUUACGGUUCACUGGCUUUACUCAGGGAGGCAGAAGGACGUACUGUUUAGUAGUGUUAGAGUUACGAUAUACUUCUGGUGCGCCUUGUUCAGGCGUUGCAUGAACACAUGAAGUUUAGAUUGUACUAGUAAUCAUGUAUUGUAGUUUCAUUUCGAAUCCCAUGGCCAACUUUGUGUGGAUGCAAAGCAGCGCUAUGGGUUGAGUUGCUUUGGUGGUGCCAAGUUAUCCGUCGUUUUCA
This is a messenger RNA of Triticum urartu, 1002 nucleotides long. NCBI's taxonomy places the organism in Eukaryota, Viridiplantae, Streptophyta, Magnoliopsida, Poales, Poaceae. The record is from RefSeq and is a predicted model, not a curated record.